UGUAGGAGGGGCUGUUCUGCCGAAUUAAGGUUUCUUGGCUGCUUUUCCAAAUCCUGCUGCGAUGGCCGAGGAUGCAGAGUUCUCAUCCUGCUUCUGACUGUGGGCUCCUUGUUGGAGGUACUUGCGAGAAUGAACAAGACCUGUGAAAUGAAAUACAGAACGAUGGACAGCCCUCUGGGGAAGAUCGAGAUCUCUGGCUGCGAGCAGGGUCUGCACGGGAUAAAGCUGCACGGCCGGAAGAUCCCAGACACUGACCCCGUGGAGGCCCCCGCUCCUCCUGAGCGGCUCGGAGGUCCGGAGGAAGUGACGGAGCCCCUGGCGCAGUGUGCGGCUUGGCUGGGUGCCUAUUUCCAUGAGCCCGCGGUCCUCGAGGAGCGCCCCGUGCCUGCUCUUCACCAUCCCAUUUUCCAGAAAGAUUCGUUCACCAGACAGGCGCUGUGGAAGCUGCUGAAGGCUGUGAAAUUCGGAGAGACGAUUUCUUACCAGCAAUUAGCGGCCCUGGCGGGCAACCCCAAAGCAGCGCGGGCCGUGGGAGAGGCGAUGAGAAGCAAUCCUAAUGUCCAUCUACUCUUGCUGAUUUGCAAAACCUCAUCGCAUACUGAGAAGGUGAACCCUUUGUGGCAGGACACUUUCUGUCUCCCCUGGUGUCUGCAGCCCCAUGCCAGCCUGGGUCCUGCUGGUCCCACAGUCGUGGAAGAAGGCAGUGAAGAGCUCGGUCCCUUGUAGGAGGGAACGUGUCAGGUGAGUGAGCUGUGGUCCAUGGCCACCAUCAGCACGGCGGUGGGCGUGGUCUGAGGGGCAGGGUGAUGCGUGCUGUGCCGGUGUUUGCUUCUGAUCCUUCGUUUCUGUUCUGCCCAGUGCCUCUGACUGUUGUGGUUCAUUCUGACUCUACCACCCAGACCUUCUCCGUUCAUCAUGUCCUUGUCCUGUCCCCAUUGUCAUCUGGAAUGGUGACAAGCUUUUACUGCGCCCUGGCUGGGUGUUGGCCAAAGGGCUCAGCCCUUGCAGUCCAGUCCCUCUGGCACUGCCUCGGUGGCCCCAGCCUGUCCCUUUCCUGUCCGUGCGCCGGGUGAAUGGCUCCCCUGCCUGCACUGCACAUGCCACGUGGACCCAAGAGGCACCGGGUACACACAGGCGUCCAGUUUCCCCAGCCAUGUGGGUCCACCUGUGGACCAUGAGGUGACCUGAGAACAGCAGGGAUGAAGCACUCGGGAGCAGCUCUUUGCCGGCCUCCUGUAUGUUGCAAAGGCCCCGGGGACAUGAGCCUCUGCCCUUGGUUUCGGGUCUGUGAACCGGUGACAUUGGUUGUAUCCUGAGCUCCAGCUGAUACUGGGCCGGACAGACCAGUUUCCAGCUCGCAGCCUGUCCAGGUGGCCUGGCUGAGCCAGGCCCCUCGAGCCCUGGGGCACGUGCCCUCCUGACUUGGCUGGGAGGGAGGUAUGGUGGUUCUCACUCCAUCCAGAUGGCCUCGCUCGCUCUUCCUCUCUCUCUCUCUCUCUCUCUCAUUAAUUCCUGAAGGUCUCUGAAGCCUAAAUCGGGAAAAAACAGAGGGUUUGGAGACAGGAGACUUUGUUUGGCAUCGGGCCCUGGUCGUUCCAGCCUUGUGACCUUGGGCCGGUCACCUGCCCCCUGCAAACUGAAGUGUUGUCACCCGAGAGAGGGGAGCCAGAUCCAGCACAGAGCCCCAUGGGUCGGCCAGACAGGAUCCUGUGACAGGUGUCCCUCGACCCUCCGGUGCCACAUGUGAGUGAGGCACGAUGCUUAUCUGCUAUUUGGAAAGGUGUUGGGUAUUCUGCUCGCUGAGAAAUUGUAUUUUAAGAGGUGGUUUCUGAGGAAUCUUGAAUCACAAGUGAUGUUCACUUCUGUGCUGAAGUAGUGACUACCCCGAUCUUGUCCGGAGCCCCAUCCUUCCGACACACCCACACUAAGUCCCAGAUGCUCGGUGGUUCAGCGCAGCCUCGACCGGGUGCCCUCGAUGUAGAGAUAGGAAGGUGAGGAAAGCACGGCCUUGGCUCGUCCUCAGAAAACCCAGAGUCCUUCCAGGGUACAACAGGAGACCCCUGGGAGAACUCCCAGGGCAGGCUGUGCUCAGGAGUGAACGCUUGGGCUCCGACUGGAUGGCCAAGUGGGACUGGCCGCGUUUUCUCUCCACCCCACAUCGUAAGCUCUUGGGGUGUAGGGCAUACUCCACGUGGCUCCACGUGGGGUGACACAGAGCAGAUCCAGGGCGUGGCGGGUACGAACCAAAACUCACUGCAAUCCCAAGAGAACGUGUCUCUGUUGGCCGCCCUCAGCGGAUCAUGACUGCAGACCUAGAAAUCACUGUGGGUUCCGCCGAGGAUGUCCCCGGGUUAAGCCUCAGCUGGACUCAGAGCUGACGGGCACCUGCUGCUGUCGUGGGUCCACUUUGCCAGACCCGGGCGGUGGGGAGACCGCGUCUGAGUCUGCACGGGGUCCAGAGCCUAUCCGUUUGUCCCCAGGCCGGGGGCUGGGAGCCAUGUGCGUGCUGGCUCCCCAGACCCGGACCGGCAGCCCCGCUCCCCGUGAAACCCACAGCCCUAUACUGGGGAUGACAAAUGACCAAAAAAUCAAUUUGUAAUCUGAUUGGAGGUUUUUGAUUUCCUCUGAUGAGUUUAAAUUUCAUUAAAAGCAACCUUAUUCCAACAUAAAAGGAAUCCUUGAAGGGUAAAGCAGGGGAUUGUCUCACCGAGUAUAAAGCAUCCCGACUCCUUUGUGUGAUUUAUUCAUCGCGUUAAUUGUGAGGGCCAACCCAGGGUGUCCGUUGGCAGCUGUGCCGUUAUCAGGGCCUGGGAUCGGCCGGGCGGGCUCAGAGCACAAGGACUCACAUUCAAAACUCGCUCUCUGGCAUAUUGACACUUGAGUUAUCAACAACUCUUAUUAUCUGCUGGGAGGGAGCUGGCAGCUCCUGGGGACAGAAGGAGCCACAAAUCCCGCCGCAGCCGCCCCUCUGCAUUCUCUUAAUUGUGUGUAUUCUCUGGAAAAAGUGAUCAUCGCAGCCUCUUGUCUUGAUGAGAAAUUGACAUUUUCUGAGGACUUCUCUGGGUGCCGGGCGGGGAGAUAAGGCCGGGGCUAUUUUGGGGGAGGGCGGGCGCCCCUCCUUUCGGGGGCCUCUUUAUUGCCCCCGUUGACCCGCUUGAUGAGUAUGGAUUUCAUGAGGUCUUUUUCAGCAUUUGAACUAUAAAAGGUUCAGAAUGACACCACCCCUUAUAGACAAAAGAUAACCUUGCCCUUUGAAUAUAUCGAUUCUUUAUUAACUAGGCUGUUUAAUGCAAUGAAAUGAGGCAUUAGAUUGAAGCCCAUUUCAAGUGCUUUGAAUAAUCUUUAAAAGCUUGGAAGACCCUGGAAGGUGGCCUGACAGUAAUUGGCACACAUUUGGCGAGAAUGCAGUUCUCAGUUCGGAUUCAAAACACAAACAUAAAAUAAUUUCCCUCCCCGCUGGUCACAGGGCCCAGGCGAGCAGCUCAGAGCGGCAGCCCCUGCCACGCCCCUGAGCAGGCAUCGCUGGUACCGGCUCAGAGUGGGGAAGGAGGUGAGGUUGGUGCCCAGCACGCAGGGGAAUUGGGGGGGGAGGGGCUGGCUGCAGCCUUGUACCCCAUGAGCCUCUUUCUUCGCUGUCUCUUUAAGGCUGAAACGAGAAUGCAGUCAGAGAAACCUGAUUGUCAUUGACAGGAGAAAAAGGUAUUCACAAGUUUCUUUAUGUUUUGGAUAAUCAUUCCCUGUUUUGCUCAGCAGAACAAGUAAUUAAGAUGACAUUUGUGAGUACUAAUUUGGAUCACACUUAUGUGUAUGUGUUGGAGAGCUGCAAGCCAAAACAUGCAAAACCAGCCUUUCAUUGAGGAGCAAAUGAAAACUACAGAAUGAAACGGAGUGGUGCUGCUGAAAAGGCACAGGAGCUGAGCACAGCUGCAAAAAUCAGAGCCCCGGUGCUGACGGCGCAUCUCAUUAGAGCCCUGCCGUUGGCCACACCUCCGUGCGGCCCAGGGGCCGGCGCAGUGCAUGGGGCCUGUCACACCACGGCCGUGGACCUGCCGUUGGCGACGGUGUCCCUCAGGUCAGGGUUCAGUGGCACUGGUGUCCGGAGCCCUGGUGCCUGCCCGUCCAACCGGAGCUUUCUGAGCUGGAUCUUGUCCCGGUGGAGCACGGUGACAGGGACAGAGGAGCACAUGUCUGGAGUAGCCAGAAUGCUUGCCCUCUACCUGCCAGUCCUCCAGUUCAGAGGCAGGGGCUGAGGCAGGAGGGCCUGGAGCAGGGGUGGGGGUGACCAAGCCCCCAGCGAGUCUCGAGACUGUCUAUGGGCCACAGUGCUGCUCUGGCCCCCAGGUCUGACCCACAGUCGUGUUCCCAUGUGCCGGCGGGCGUGCAACACACGUACAGGUGGCCCCUCUGGGGACCAGAGGCAUCUGAGUAACUACAAGGAACUCUCCGUGCGGCUUAGAUGAGCGUUUGAGGGCAGAUAACCUUGGAGAAGGUUCUUCUAUGAACCAUUUUCAUCCUGGCCAAGGGAGCUCUGGGAGUGCAGAUCAACCCCACCCACCCGGCCAAUGUAACUGUUGCGUGUUGAGCAAAGCCAUUUUAAUAAUCAAAACAGAUCAAAUUACCCAAAGUGAAAUUCACAGACAAGAAAUACUUUAAUUAAAUAUUGUGUAAAAUGAACAUUUUUAUACAGUUAAAUAUCUGAAAAAAUGUACAGAUAAAACAAUCUUAUUGUAGGGUUUUUAACAGUAAAAUCUACCAUUUAGUGGAGCGCUCAGUUUUGAGACGAUGAAGCCAUGAGGGCGACUAAUUAAUCUAAAACACAAACCAAGUGCAGGGACAAGGAGACUUGCGAAUGUCCUUAACGUGUACACGUGAGCUCAUUUUUAGGUCAAACCCUUACUUAUACAAAAUAAAACGGAGGCAACAGAGUUCCAGAGUGACUCCUCAGGCUGGUCGCAGGGCCAGAGUGUGACCCGCUAACCCCUGGGGACGUUCUGAUCCUUUGAUUUAGUCCCUUGAAUGGACACUUUCUUAAGUCCUGCAUUGUUUUGUUUUGGUUUCUGUCAAGAAAAAUUUUUAAAGUCCCUCCUUUUUGUUUUAGAUUUGAUUUCUGCUGCAGUUUGCAAACCGUUUGCUGUGCUGUGUCUGCAAAGGGAAAAAAGAAACGACCCUCUUGGUCUCACGGCAGGUUUGGCACUAGCAGGUACAGUGUCUGAAGGAGGUCAUUAUCCAGUUUAAAAAGUACAGACAGUGCUGCUGGGUUCUGACCACAAAAAACGUAUUGUUAAAAAGGAAUUUUAAACGAGGGGUGAUUGUGGGUCCCCUGAAACCUCUCUGAGUCGGAGGUGGGCUUGGGAGGACACAGGACACAGCAGAACCAGAUGCAGAAAGGAGCGACACAGGGGUCUCCGGGCGUGUGCGUGUGCGUGUUUUACACCGUAAAUCUCCAAAUGAAAUACUGAUUGACAAUUGUGGGGUAAGCCUGUGAUCAAACAGCACAAAGGUUCUUUAAAGAAGUCCACUUUUAAGGCAUCAGAGAAGUUAAUGUGGCAAACAUUUUCAUUAAAACAUCAGAAGUAAAUUUUAUUUUAAACUUUAGGCCUCUGAAUUUUUCCAGUAAACACAGUUCAGCUAUGUGGCAAAGUCAUGGGUGGCAGCUGAAAUGACUUUUUACAUGCUACAAAAAAAAUAAAACAGAAGGAGGACACAGCCCCAACGGUGUCGCCUCUUCGUGGCCGCUCCACAUGCACGGAAUCUACGAGGGUUUGUCACAGCGGGUGGCACCGUUUUGUUGUGACUAUACAACGAACUUUUUUUUCUUCAAAAGUAUUUGUUCAGAUAACUUAAAAAUAAUAUAAAAAUAAACAAUGAAUUUGACUUUUCCUCAAAAAAACAAAAAAAGGACGGAAAGUCUAAACAAACAAUAGCAAAUUUUGGAAGUACAAAUGAAAUGCAAGGACGUUGGUUCACUGAACGAAACAGAUCAAACAAGUUCUUGGCUUUAAUGCUCUUCCCCAGCAUCACAACACCAGGCCAUGAUCAAAAACCAACGCAGACAAGAAAAAAAAAGGAACUGAAAAUGGUGGGAAAAGCAGUGUACAAAAUUUCAAAGAUAAAUACAAUAUUUAUAAUUGAUAUGUUACAAAAUAAAGUCCCUUAGCAACAGCAAGUGUUCAUGGAAAAGUAAGUAAGUGUUGAAUGGAGACCAUUUUAUUCCUUAUAAGACGCAUAAGGAAUAAAACUCGUUUUUUUCCCCUAAAUAUUUAAGUGGAUCUGAAAAAAAUUCAAGACAAGUGUAUAAAUAUUUAGCUACAACUUUGGCAAAAUCACAAAAGUCUACAAUUUUAUAACCACAUACAAAACACAUCAGGGAAGAAGGAUCUAGAAGUCAAAAGGACAAUUUCUGGUACAAGAAACAUGGACCUCACAGUAGCCUAAGAAUGCAAUAGUAUACAGUGCUAGCAAAAGUUGAAAAAAAUGUCGCAGAUCACACUUGCUUAAAACAGGAAGCUCUAGCAGUGGGAGAAUAUUUUAACCAACAGACAGUAGCAUUUUUUUUUUUCCUCUGUCAGUGUGCUUGUUGAAGGCAAGAGAAUUCAAUAUCAAAGUUACAAUUUCUAACUACAAUAAGUUACAAAGUUCCGUUUCAUUAAGAUGAAGUUAAGCAACGAUAAACCCUCCCUCCCCCCCGCCACCCCAAUUCUCCUACUCAUAUAGUCUUCCUUUCUUCCAGUUUGAUGGCUCAGACCUCCUUGGCCCCCUUUUGUCACCACAAAAAAAUAUUUCACAUUAUAGAGAUACACAACCAUUGUGAAUCUAAGUAUGAGUACAGAAAAAUGUUUGGAGGCGUUUUUCAUCAGUGUUUCAUGAUCAUCAAAAUGGUGCAUUCACAAAGUUUCUCCCAACACAUAGCAAGUACUAGACAGAGCCAAGACGGAGUCAGAAACUUUAUACAAAAUAGGCAUCGCUUUGUUCUCCUUAUUCUUCAGGACUGAGAAAUGUGAAAAUAUGAGAAAAGUUCAGUCAAUAAAAUGGA
Molecule: messenger RNA, 7033 nt
Organism: Globicephala melas (long-finned pilot whale)
Lineage: Eukaryota; Metazoa; Chordata; Mammalia; Artiodactyla; Delphinidae
Source: RefSeq, a predicted model, not a curated record